UGUGCCAACACGAAAGUGUAAUUUUUCUCUCUGCCCGACGCCUGUGGCCAUUUGGAUUCAGACGAUCGGCCAAAUUCGAAUAACGAUUGGGGGCAGAUGCUGGCCGUUGGGCCGUGCGCCCUCGACGCCGUGCGGCGGCGGGUCCGCAAAGUGUCCCAUGAAUAGGGCAUCCUCGACCCGCGCCUGGCGCUCCAGGCGGACGAGACCGAGUUCGAUGGAACACCCGAGCAGGUGUCGGCAGCCGCGAACCUCAGCGCAGAGGAAGCGCGGCGGCCGUUGAGGGAGUUCGUGGACCAGGCAGUGGCCCCAGGAGCUGGUGCAAAAUCAGUUGGGGGGCGCUCCAUGGUUGCCCAGGGUGGGCCAUGUUGGAGGACGCCGUGGCGAAGCUCACUGCGCUGACCAGCCGAGGAGCGUCCGGGGCUCCGCCGCUGCCGGGGGCCCGCGCGAUGGCGGGGGCCCGCUUCGCGCGGAGGUGCCGCGCGGCAGCGGAGGACGGCCGUCGCGGGCUGGAGGCGCAAGAGUGGGUUCAGUGGAAGCCGCGCCUGAUCAUGCUGCUCGAAGAGAUGGGAGCGCCCUCGCUGGAGACGGCGCGGACCUGCACGGACCCGGAGCGGGCAAAGAACGGCGGCACCACGGGCCGCACGCGCAUCAACACGGUGAGGUCGCACGCGCGGGCCGUGGAGACGGCGCGCAGGUGGCUCUUGCGCGCGCACGGUGCCCCGUGGCCCGUGACGAUCGCACAUUACAUCGACUACGUGCACGCCAAGGCCGCCGAGCCGCGCGGGCAGGCAGUGCCCAAACAGGCCUUGCGCGCCAUGGUGUGGACGGAGCGCGGGGCGGGCGUGGACCAGAACGACAGACUCCUCGCUCGGCCCGAGGCCUAACAGGUCGCCGCGCACGCGAAGAUGUUCCUCGGCGGUGGCUCGCCCCCACCCCACCACCACACCACAUCCAAAAAUAUUACCAGUGAGUGGCUCGUGCAUUGUGUCCGACGUCUUGGCGACCUCCGCGAGCAAUUCAGUGCGAAGAGCCUCGAUCUGCGACUGAAGGUCAAACUGCUCCACAUCUGAAUCAACUGCCGCGCCUGCUGCUGCUUGACGUUUACUAGCCGGCCGCUCUGCGGUUGAUCGGGAGUUUCUGCAUUGAGAAGAACGGGCGCGCGCUGGAAAAUGAC
Molecule: messenger RNA, 1174 nt
Organism: Prorocentrum cordatum
Lineage: Eukaryota; Dinophyceae; Prorocentrales; Prorocentraceae
Source: the annotation of a GenBank genome assembly